Messenger RNA from Ipomoea triloba (trilobed morning glory), 1423 nucleotides. RefSeq names its product replication factor C subunit 3. Gene Ontology annotation, molecular function: DNA clamp loader activity; DNA binding; ATP hydrolysis activity. Gene Ontology annotation, cellular component: nucleus; DNA replication factor C complex. The transcript is spliced from 11 exons. The record is from RefSeq and is a predicted model, not a curated record. Gene Ontology annotation, biological process: DNA repair; DNA-templated DNA replication. Lineage: Eukaryota; Viridiplantae; Streptophyta; Magnoliopsida; Solanales; Convolvulaceae. Bases 144 to 1208 code for a protein of 354 amino acids.
CAGUUAUCUCAAGGCUCAAGCCCUUUUCUGCCCCCCUUUUUCCCGCCACUUCCUACUCUCUUCACUCUUUAAGGCUUAAGCAUCUCUCUCUCUCUCUCUCUCUCUCACACACACACACACACACACACACAGAGUAGGCGGAGAUGUUGUGGGUCGACAAGUACCGCCCGAAAACCCUAGACAAGAUCAUCGUGCACCAAGAUGUUGCUCAAAAUCUUAAGAAAUUGGUUACAGAGCAAGAUUGCCCGCAUUUGCUGUUUUACGGGCCAUCAGGGUCGGGUAAGAAAACCCUAAUUAUGGCCCUUCUCCGGCAGAUAUUUGGGGCAAGUGCCGAUAAGGUGAAAGCUGAGAACAAAGUCUGGAAAAUUGAUGCUGGAACUAGGACUAUUGAUGUAGAGCUCACUACAUUAUCAAGCACUCAUCAUGUGGAAUUGAGUCCUGGUGAUGCUGGAUUUCAAGACCGAUAUGUUGUUCAAGAGGUAAUAAAAGAAAUGGCAAAGAAUAGACCCAUUGACACCAAAGGAAAGAAGAGUUUCAAAGUAUUAGUGCUGAAUGAAGUUGACAAGCUCUCAAGAGAAGCACAGCAUUCUCUUCGAAGAACAAUGGAGAAAUACAGCACGUCAUGCCGUCUGAUUCUUUGCUGCAACAGUUCUUCAAAAGUUACAGAAGCUGUUCGUUCUCGAUGCCUCAAUGUGCGAAUAAAUGCACCCAAGGAAGAAGAGAUAGUGAAGGUUUUGGAAUUUAUCGGGAAGAAAGAAGGACUUCAGCUCCCAGCAGGAUUUGCUGCCCGCAUAGCAGAAAAGUCAAACAGAAGCCUCAGAAGGGCGAUAUUGUCAUUUGAGACUUGUCGUGUUCAACAGUAUCCCUUUACAAACAACCAAGCAGUACCUCCAAUGGACUGGGAGGAAUAUGUUGCAGAGAUUGCAUCAGACAUAAUGAAGGAACAGAGCCCUAAAAGGUUGUUUCAGGUUCGAGGAAAGCUCUAUGAACUACUUUCUAACUGUAUUCCUCCUGACAUUAUUUUAAAGAGGCUUCUUUUUGAGCUCCUGAAGAAAUUGGAUUCUGAGUUGAAGCAUGAGGUCUGCCAUUGGGCUGCAUAUUAUGAACAUAGGAUGCACUUAGGACAGAAGGCGAUAUUUCACCUUGAAGCAUUUGUGGCCAAGUUUAUGAGCAUUUACAAAAAUUUCCUUGUUGCAACCUUUGGAUGAAGUUGAGCAUGCCCGAGGCCGGCAGAUCUAAACUGUGAAUGUAGUUGGUGAUGCAGAUGCCCAAAUUUCUGGAUUUCUUUUGACUCUUUGUUCUUUAGUUAGUUAAACAAUCUGAUUGAGUGACAGCAACGAGAAAAUUCACUGUCUUCUCCCUUCUAAUCUGUGUGUUUAUCUAUAGCUUCUUGCAGAGCUUAAUGCUCUGAAUCAAUUAUAUA